AUGAAUAGAAUGGUUUUCUGCCUAUUCAAUAAAAUAAGGCCAUUCACACCCAACAAGAGUUCCCUCCCAAAAAGUAGAACAAAAAUAUCACAAGGUGACCCAAUGAUUGUUAGAAUACCUGAAGCAUCUGUCAGAAGACUCAAAGCAGAACAAUACAUCCACAAUACGUACAUGAUCACCAAAGAAUUAGUUGAAAAUGCACUAGAUAGCUGUAGUACGAUAAUAAUGGUUUCUGUUAAACACAAUGAAAUAAUUGUAGAAGACAAUGGAACUGGAAUAGCAGAAGACUCAUUGAAUUUACUUGGUGAGUUUGGAUGUACUUCUAAGCACAAUACAACACACAGUAUGCUGAAUCUAAAACAAAAUUCAAAUGAAACCUAUGGAUUUAGAGGUCAGGCACUCUAUUCAAUAGCAUCAAUGUCUGAUCUAACAAUCAGAACAUCAAGCAAUGACGGAGGAAUUGGAUUCAAUAAGGAAUUUAAAACUGGUAAAGUUGAACAGAUCACUAAACAGAAAGGCACAACAGUUCAAAUCACUGAAAUAUUUAAUAAGUGCCCUGUAAGAAAGACUAUCAACAACAAGGCGUAUAGAAGAAACAUCACUCAAAUUGGUGAAUGGCUUGAAGGAAUCUGUGUUGUUUAUUCAGGAACAAUCAUAUUCAAAUACACUGAUAACAAGAAGGAGAAAGAAAUAGUUUACAAAGGGUGUGGUGAUAAUUUGAUCACAUUCCUCAAGCAGAAGUUUGGCAACCAUCUGUUGCAGUACAAAGAUGAGUUGUUUGAUAUAUACUUCUUUCCACAAUCAGUCAUAUCAACUAGUCUGAUGUUCUACGGACGCAGGUUGAUCAAAUCCAAUCUAAGAAAUGUGAUUGAUAAGGCAGUUGCAAAAUAUACGGAUAACAAACCAACACACGUUUUAUUCAUCAAAGAUGUCUGCGAUAUCAACAUAUCAGUUGAUAAGAGUGAAGUGAUAAUUAAUAACAGGGAUCAGAUUGAAAACACCUUGAAGAGACAAAUUGAAAUAUUCAUGGAAAACAGUAGACACGUCGAUUCACUAACAAUCACCAGAACAGUUGAAGAAGACAAAAUCAUCAAAAUAGCAAACAAAUUGAUUGAACAGCCUGUGAAUACAUUCAAUAGGCAGAAGACGAUAGCAACACCAGUUCAGAGCAACUGGUUUAAACCAAAAGUAGAACCAAUCAACGCAAAACAGGAAGAAAAAGAGGAGAUUGUUGAACAACCUACCCAAAUCAAGAAACAAAAAGUUAUCAGGUCGAGAAUUGAACUCGACUUGGUCGUAGAGAAAGCUGAUUUCACUAAAAUGGAAAUCAUUGGGCAAAUGAAUGCUGGAUUCAUUCUAUGCAAAUUAGAUAAAACAACUAAGAAAUAUCUGAUAUUGAUAGAUCAGCACGCAGCAGAUGAAAUCAAGAAUUACGAAUGCAUCAAGAGACAGUUUAAUAUCACAAAACAAAAGCUGAUUAAUAAGGUCAGUCUGAAUCUCAGCCAAUAUCAGAGAAUGUUGGUUGAUGAAAACAUAUCAGUUUUCAAUAGAAAUGGAUUUGAAGUGGAAUUUGAUGAUUCUGCUGCCUAUUUGACAUCCGUACCAUUUUACAAGGACAAAUGCUUCACUGCUGAUGACUUCUACAACCUACUUAACAAAAUCAAUGAUUCUGAUGAUUUGGACGAAUGCGCCUGUGAUAAAUUCAAUGAGAUCAUGGCAUCUAAGGCGUGUCGAAGCAGCGUAAUGAUCAGCAAACACCUCAGUCAGAAUCAAAUGGAACAGAUCGUUAGGAAUUUAGCUCAUCUGAAAUUGCCUUGGAAUUGUCCCCAUGGUAGACCAACAUUCAUCGUCCUAAAAGAAAUGGCUCAUUGA
Enterospora canceri is the source of this 1872-nucleotide messenger RNA. The record is from the annotation of a GenBank genome assembly. NCBI's taxonomy places the organism in Eukaryota, Fungi, Microsporidia, Enterocytozoonidae.